AUGAAGAAUUGCAGUCACGUGAGGCACCGCCUUCCUCUGGGCACCCAAGUAAACACCGUCAAGUCUUCCUUUGAUUCAUUGCAAUACCUUUUGACUGCCAAAAUGCUUCGUCGAAAGCCAACAGCUAUUGCUAUCACAUCCGAGGAUAUUGCUGCAUUUGAAGAAGCCAGACUUCGCAAACUGUCUGAAGAAAACAAACACCCAGAACAACUCGCACAGGGGACCUGCAAUGUCAACCUUGACCCCAGCGAUGAGUUGAAACCACUUCCAGGUGACAAGGCAAGGAUUGUCCGGACCCGUGAAGAAAGAAUCGGCAUUAGUCGACGUGGUUGA
This is a messenger RNA of Penicillium egyptiacum, 333 nucleotides long. The record is from the annotation of a GenBank genome assembly. Lineage: Eukaryota; Fungi; Ascomycota; Eurotiomycetes; Eurotiales; Aspergillaceae.